AUGGAUAAAUUUCACCAGUUAUAUAUAGAUAUUGAGACGGCCACUAGUUUAACUGAUUUGCGUAGUAUAGACAUUGAAGUUUACGACCAAGAACAGGUUCCUAAUCUGGGUAAAUGGGACAGGAUGAAAGUUAGAAAAGAUAAUAAGGAAUUAGCCUUGUUUGAAACGGCUUUUGAAGGGGCCGGAGCCGGACCGAGCGCCAAAGACGGAGUAGAGGAAAGAAAAGUUUAUGAUAAUGGCUGGACGGAACCAGACGAGAUUGAUAAGCCGGAUGGCUUUUUCAGCAUUUACCCACACGUAAAUUAUCAAAUCCCGAGCACCGAGACUUUAAAGGAUAUUUGGAUUAAGGCAGAGGUGAAAAAAGUUAAAAAAGAGGAAUUAGAUAAGGUUAAAAAGUUAUUAGAUGACAUUAGACGGGAAAAUUCAGCCAGCAAUUUACCCGCUAAUUAUGCUGAUUUUCAGGCCGGAAUUAUAGAAAAUUUACCCGACGACCAUACUCUCCCGGAAGAUUAUCGAAAAUCUAAAAUAAUAGCACUUUAUCAAGAUUAUCAUUUCAAGAAUGUUGGCGGUGCGGCUGAUACUUUUGUCGGAAGCAACAUUUUUCAGCCCGACGUCAGAAAAAAGGUUCUGGCUUACCGAAAACAAGUUCCUGAUAUAUUUGGCGAACGAGAAAUCACCGGAGCCGAGGCCGGCCAAAUCUAUAAUAAUGGCUGGGACCCUGCGGAAAUUGAUAUUGAUUUCAUUGAGGGAAUUACCGCUAUUCAGAAAUUCAAAAAUGGUGCUAGUCUAUCAUUAACCGACCAGCAAAUAUUAGAGUAUCUAAAAUUAUGUCCUAGUUCUGAUAGUGGUUUAUUCCUAAUGUUUAUUCCUCCCCAAGAGGCUCCCACGAUUAAUACUUAUUCUUCAUACGGACAAACCGACCAGGAUUUAGAUGCGUUAACCAUUGAUAGAGAGGAAUUAGAUAAAGUUAAUUCUAUAAUAAAACAAAUAAAUGAUGCUAAAAGUUUAAGUGAUUUACCGGCCGAGACAGAUAUUAAUAUAAUGAAAUAUGAAGAAAAGAAAGUUCCAGCAACGAAAAAUUAUGCGGCUAUUAAAAACCAAAUAAAGGACAAAAAAGCCCAAUUAGACCAAGAUGCGGCCGACCUAACCGCUCGCCACGAUGCUAUUCAAGCGGUGGAGAAAAAUCGUCUUAUCUCUCUCAUUAAUGAAGCCAAAAUUAAACCUGACAUUACCGAAAUUGAGGCAGAAUUGAAUAAAAAACCUGUCGUUUCCAGCAGCGAACUUAAAAACUCGGAUUAUCAAACAGAAAUGAUUAAUUUGGAUGAUAGCCAACGAGCGACCCAAAAACAAGAAAUAAUUAAGGAAAUUAACCAGAUUAGAGAAAAUAAAUUAGAAAAAGUUCGGCAAAUAAUCACCCAAGCACAAAAUAUUUUCAAUAAAGAUGCUGCUACUAAGAAAGAAUUGGAGCAAGUUAUUAAUGAUUUAAAUACUUUGGCUAAUGCUCCCAGUGAUAGUGCCGAAAAAAUAAUUUGGACGGAAAAAGAAACCGAAAAUAAAAAAUUAUUAACUGAUUUGGAAGCCAAGUUAAACACUAAUUUUCCUCCCGAACCGGAAAAAGAAGAACCGAAUGAAAAACCGGAAAUUCCCGCUCCCCUAACACCGCAAGAAGAAGCCGAAAAAUAUGGAUCAGAUUUUGCUAAUUUAAAACCUACUCAGCAAGAGGGACGAAAAAAGAUU
Racocetra persica is the source of this 1737-nucleotide messenger RNA. NCBI's taxonomy places the organism in Eukaryota, Fungi, Glomeromycota, Glomeromycetes, Diversisporales, Gigasporaceae. The record is from the annotation of a GenBank genome assembly.